CCUGAUAAAAACCCCCCUGGGCCAGAGUUAGAAAAGGCUCAAAACCUUGCUCCUCCGCUCCAGUGACCGAGAACCACUGCGGCCAAUCGCCGACUAAACAACUACGUUCUCCGGCUUCUGAUCUUCUUCCGUUUUUAUUCUGUGUAUUUACAUUCAAAACAAAUCAUAUAGAAAAAAUGGUUUACCUAACCUCCUGGGACGAUUUCGUGGAAAGGUCCGUACAGUUGUUUCGUGCCGAUCCCGAAAAGACGCGGUACGUGAUGAAAUACAGGCAUUGUGAUGGAAAGUUGGUCCUCAAGGUCACAGACGAUAAAGAGUGCAUCAAGUUUAAGACAGACCAAGCACAGGAUGCCAAGAAGAUGGAGAAGCUCAACAACAUAUUCUUCACAUUGAUGGCUCGUGGACCUGAAGCUGACAUAUCAGAAGUCAGUGGAAAAGAACAUAUGGAGGCACAGCCAGCCAAGAAAGGGAGGGGAAGGAAACAAUGAUACAUUUGGCAGCUAUAGAAGAUUUUGGACAAAAACAAAGUGUAAUAGAAUUUGAGUGAAUCCUAGAAGUUUCAAAGUUUAUUGUCAUCAUCUGAUUCAACUAAUUACCAUUUUAAUUAAUCAUUUGCAAAAUUAACUUAAUUAGCCAGUUCAAGAAGUUAAGCUGA
Molecule: messenger RNA, 655 nt
Organism: Coffea arabica (coffee)
Lineage: Eukaryota; Viridiplantae; Streptophyta; Magnoliopsida; Gentianales; Rubiaceae
Product: signal recognition particle 9 kDa protein
Biological process (GO): SRP-dependent cotranslational protein targeting to membrane; negative regulation of translational elongation
Cellular component (GO): signal recognition particle, endoplasmic reticulum targeting
Molecular function (GO): 7S RNA binding
Source: RefSeq, a predicted model, not a curated record